CUAAUGGUGUAAUAAAUGCGAGUGGAGUCUUGUUUUAGUGUGUGUUUUGUCUUUUUUUAUAGACUUUCAGACUGCAGUAUCACUGAAGAAGGUUAUAAAGCUCUGGCUUCAGCUCUGAGAUCAAACCCUUCACACCUGAUAGAGCUGGAUCUCACAGGAAAUGAUCCUGGACAAUCAGGAGUGAAGGAGCUCAGUGAUUUACUACAGGAUCCAAACUGUCAACUCAAGACACUGAGGUUUUUGGGUCCUGCUGCAGAUGAAGCCUGUCAGUAUGUGACUGGAAUUGUGGGUAAAAACCCGUUACUCCUGAGAGAACUGAAUCUGAGUGAACAUGAACUAGGAGACACACGAGUGAAUCAGAUCGCUGCUCUACUGCAGGAUAAACACUGUCAACUCAACACACUGAACCUGUGUGAUUGCGUAAUUACAGAGAAACAGUGUCUCAUCCUGACUUCAGCUCUGAAAUCAAACCCAUCACACCUGAGAGAACUGGAUCUGAGCUGGAAUCAAAUAACAAACACAGGAGUGAAUCACUUAUGUGACGUACUGAAGGAUUCACACUGUAAACUGGAGAGAUUGAGGUUAAGCUGCUGUGAAAUGACAGAUGAAGGUUGUUCUGCUGUGACUUCAGCUCUGAAAUCAAACCCAUCACACCUGAGAGAACUGAACCUGAGCUGGAAUAAACUAGGAGACUCUGGAGUGAAAAACCUCAGUGAUCUACUGAUGAACACACAAUUCAAGCUGGAGAAACUAGAUCUGUGUGGAUGCAGUAUUACAGAGAAACAGUGUCUCAUCCUGACUUCAGCUCUGAAAUCAAACCCAUCACACCUGAGAGAACUGAACCUGAGUGUGAAUCAAAUAAAAAACACAGGAGUGAAUCACUUAUGUGACGUACUGAAGGAUUCACACUGUAAACUGGAGAGAUUGAGACUUUCAGACUGCAGUAUCACUGAAGAAGGUUAUAAAGUUCUGGCUUCAGCUCUGAGAUCAAACCCUUCACACCUGAUAGAGCUGGAUCUCACAGGAAAUGAUCCUGGACAUUUCCAGGAUCCAGGAGUGAAGGAGCUCAAUGAUUUACUACAGGAUCCAAACUGUCAACUUAAGACACUGAGGUUUUUGGGUCCUGCUGCAGAUGAAGCCUGUCAGUAUGUGACUGGAAUUGUGGGUAAAAACCCGUUACUCCUGAGAGAACUGAAUCUGAGUGAACAUGAACUAGGAGACACACGAGUGAAUCAGAUCGCUGCUCUACUGCAGGAUAAACACUGUCGACUCAACACACUGAAUCUGUGUUUAUGCAGUAUUACAGAGAAACAGUGUCUCAUCCUGACUUCAGCUCUGAAAUCAAACCCAUCACACCUGAGAGAACUGAACCUGAGCUGGAAUAAACUAGGAGACUCUGGAGUGAAAAACCUCAGUGAUCUACUGAUGAACACACAAUUCAAGCUGGAGAAACUAGUUCUUCAUUCCUGUGGAAUUACAGAUGUUUCUUCUUUAACUCAGUCUUUGACAAACACAAAAGCACUGCAGUUUCUAAAAGAGCUUGAUCUGAGAAACAAUAUGAUUGGAGACUCAAAGCAGCAGCUCAUUGAUGUGCUACGAGACUCAAACUGUAAACUGAGUGUAGAUACAGAUCCAUCACCAAAAGUCCCUGAUAGAGUUCAACUGCAAGAAAUACCUGUAGUUCAAUCACCAAAAGAUGAUAAAUGCUGUAUAUCAUAAUUUGAAGUGGUCUUGAGAGGAGCAGUAAACAUCAGGUGAGGAUCCACAGAAGAGCUUCACUACUGUGUCUAUGAGGAGAAAGAAAUGUGUGAUAAAUGUGUGAAUGUGAUCCAUACAGGUGAAGAGACUCAGACUUUACAAUCAAAUAAUGCAGCAUGUGUGUUAGAAACAUGUGAUAUUGAAUGAUUAAUGUUGCUUUAGUAUUCAAGUGAUCAUUUUGUUUAAUUUAAAGCUGGAACAGAGGAGGAAGAAGCUCAGAUGAGUCUGUCUGGCUCUUCAGUUUAAUAAUAUUUGUAUUAAAAUCAUCCAUAAUGAUUCAAAUGUUUCUAA
Molecule: messenger RNA, 2049 nt
Organism: Labeo rohita (rohu)
Lineage: Eukaryota; Metazoa; Chordata; Actinopteri; Cypriniformes; Cyprinidae
Product: ribonuclease inhibitor-like
Exons: 10
Coding region: 16-1719 (567 amino acids)
Molecular function (GO): protein binding
Source: RefSeq, a predicted model, not a curated record